Molecule: messenger RNA, 3563 nt
Organism: Photinus pyralis (common eastern firefly)
Lineage: Eukaryota; Metazoa; Arthropoda; Insecta; Coleoptera; Lampyridae
Exons: 3
Coding region: 395-1222 (275 amino acids)
Source: RefSeq, a predicted model, not a curated record
ACCAUCGGUUAAAAUUUUGAUCAUUCUCGUUCAGUGGAUUUCGUGUUAGCUCCCCUACUAUUAAGCCCGUCUGACACGAUCAUUUUUCUUGUGCAAGAUUCGUUACAAGUUUUGGUGCUAAUUAAUUUAUAACGUAACAUACACGAUCUUGUACAAAAAUUUUUGCAUAAAAAAAAUUAAAUACAAGAAAAUAGCGCUAGCUUUAAAAUCUUGUAGCAAAAAUGUGCAAAUAAAAUGCGCAUUGACACAAAACUUAAAUAUAACCUCAAAUCAACCAUUCAAUUCAGAAGCUUUGCUUUGUUUACGUUUAGUAGUUUACAUUACAAUCGUGCUUGGUGGCUGUGUUGUGAAUUCUGAGCUUGUUAUUAAUAAAUUGUGAAUCUCGUUAAAAAAAAUGGGUUGGUCACAAGAACAAGUUCAAGCGCUUAUUGAGUGCUACAGAGCCAACGAAUGUUUGUAUAUGGUAACUUCACCUUUGUAUAAAAACAAACAUGCUAGGAAUGCUGCAUUACAAAACAUUGCGGAAUGCCUUAAAUCCAUGGGGAGAAACGUCACGAUACCAGAAAUUAAAGUUAAAUGGAAUGGCCUCAGGACCAAUUAUUUAAGCGAACUCCGGAAAUACGAAUCUACACAAAAAAGUGGUGCAGGUGCAGAUGAUAUAUUAAAACCGUCUUUGUGGUAUUUUGAUAUAAUGCGUUUUAUCGAUAAAUAUAUCACUCCUCGGAAGUCGACUGAUGUGCUAGACAUUACUGCUGCAACAGUGGAUAUCGAUAAUGGAAGUGACGACAUCGACCAUGGAAAUGACGUUAUUAUUGAAUAUAUCGAUGAAAGUGAUAUUGAAACUAUAAAUUCAAAUAUUUCCUCCCCUGCUACUUCUCUUCUUCCUACUGACGAUACACAGACUGUCGGCAGUUUUAUACCAAACAAGAAGAAAAUAUCCAGCAAUGAAAACAUUCCAUCUACUCCUUCAGUACGGCCCUCCAAAAAAGUUCGUAAGGAAGACAAACUUGCUGAAGAACAAGCAUUAACCUUAGGUGCAAUUCGUACAGCUAAUGAGCAGAGGAAACCUACACCCACAUACAACAGUCCCUUCAGUAAUUACGUUGCAUUUCGUUUAAAUUCAAUUACUGAUGAUACCAUAAGAGCAACAGCUGAAGAAGAAAUUAUGGAAGUUAUUUUUAGAAAUUAUAAGAUUUUUAUAAAUAAACAACACAAUGUAUAAUGUCAAUAACAGUAAUAAGUAAUUAGGUUUAUUUUCAUAUUAUGUAUAAAUAUUCAAUAAUUACAUGUCAUAGUUGGCUAUAGAAUUUUCUUGCCAUGGCACAGAACCUUCUACACUACAGAAGAAAUUUUUGAAUUCUUCGCGAACUUGUAAAGCAUGAUUCGAGGGUCUAUUACCUCUUUGCGGUAAUAGUGUUUCUAACUUGUUAGUUGCAAGCUCUUCUGGUGUAAUUUCUACAUACGAAACACUACGAGUAGCCAAAAAAUUAUGCAAAACAACACAUGCUAACGUAAUUGUUUCAGUUUUAUUAGCACUUAAAUUGAUUGGGUUUAACAGAACUCUGAAUCUAUUGGCCAAAAUUCCAAAGGCAUUUUCUAUGACUCUUCUCGCUCUUGAUAAACGAUAAUUAAAGAUUCUGCAAUCGUGUGAUAGCCCUCUCUGCGAAUAUGGUUUUAAUAGAUUAGGCAACAAAGGAAAUGCAUCAUCGGCUACAACAACGAAGGGCACUUUUAAUUCUCUGGCAGGUAAUGGCAUUGGUCUGGGAAAGUUUAAUUUAUUUUCCAUCAUUGCCUUUGACAAUUUACAUUCGCGAAAUACGCCACCAUCACUUAUACGCCCAUUGACCCCUACAUUAACGUACAAAAAACAAUUUCGCAUCAGCUAAUCCCAUUAAGACAAUGGAAUGUUCAUUUUUGUAGUUAAAAUAAUACGAUCCAUCAGAUCGUGGGGCCCUGAACUUGAUAUGUCUACCAUCAAGUGCUCCCAAACAUUGUGGAAAUUGCCAAUCGUUGUAGAAUUCGUUAGCAACUAUUCUCCAUAUUUCAACAGUUGUUGGAGUCUAAAUUUAUAAUAUGAAACAUUUACAAAUGUCUGUUGACAUGAUAUGAUAUAGCAAAUGGAAAAGUGAUCAAAUUAUAGAUAUGGAUUUGGACAAAAAGAUGAAAUUUGAGACCAAUUAUUGGGUUAAAGUGCUUGAACGAGUUAUUAACGUUACUUUAACUUUGGCUGAAAAUAAUGUAUCUUUCAGAGGAGCUCAUGAGUCAUUGUAUGAUGGUGAUAAUAAUCGUGGCAAUUUUUUAAAUAUUAUAAAAUUGUUGGCAAUUUAUGAUCCUGUUUUACAGGAGCUUUUAUCCAAAGACAAGAAUUCUGUGAAAUAUUUGUCACCAACGAUUCAGAACGAAAUUAUCGAACUCUUAGCCACAGAGGUGAAAACUAAAUUAAUUGGCCAGAUAAAUGAAUCUCCAUUUUUUUCAAUAAUAAUGGACACAACACAGGACAUCGCAAAAGUUGAUCAAGUGAGCUUUGUAAUAAGAUUUGUGCACCUCAUUAAAGACGCAGAUACUGUAAAUAUUGUACAUGAUGCAGAGGACAUGGUAAAUCAGUUAUUAUCUUUUUUUGAAAAAAAUAAUUUGAGCGUGGAAAAACUACGAGCUCAAGGUUACGAUGGUGCAGCCAACAUGAGCGGUAUUUACAACGGUCUGCAAGCGAAGAUUUUGGAGAAACAGCCCAAUGCGUUGUAUGUACAUAUACUGCACACAAUUUAAACUUAGUCAUCAACGACUCUAUAAAAAUUUCGAGAGAGUUACACAAUUUUUACGACACUGUGGAAUGUCUGUAUGCGUUUUUUGCACAUAGCAUAAAACGAUGGGCAAUGUUGAUGGAAACCUUUGAAUCCAAAAAGCAUACUUUGAAACGGUUGUGUCCCACGCGAUGGUCGUCCCGUUAUGGUUCCCUUCAUAGCAUGAGGUUUCACUAUCGAGAAAUUUUGCAAGUUUUAACCAAAUUAUCUUUAACAAGUUCAAAAGUAACUGAACAAAGUGAAGCUCUCGGAUUGAAGAAAAAACUCGAAAAUUUUGAAACAGUUGUGAUAAUAGUGAUGGAAUAUAAAAUCUUAAGCAUUACCAAAAUUGUAUCCAAUGCACUGCAGAGCAAAAAUCAAGAUAUUGAAAGAGCCUCAAAACUCUUGAAAUCUGCUAAGGAAGAUAUUUCAAGGAUUAGGGAAAAUUUUUCGGAAAUUGUAAAUGAAGCUGCUGAUUCAGCCCGUAGUUGGGGAAUUCAACCGCAUUUCAAAAAUUCACGACUUCGCAGAGUGAAAAAGCAAUUCGAUGAGCUGUCAUCUGACGAACGACUAACAAAUUUACAGGAGAACUUCCGUGUUUCUGUGUUUAAUCUUACAUUGGACGUCAUUAUUUCACAAAUUAAAAAUCGAUUCAAAGGACUAAAUAGCAUAGUUGAAAGAUUUAAGGUGCUUUUCCCUUCAGUUUUAAAAGAUCACUCGGACUCAGAUUUAAUACAGCUAACUGAAAAUUUAAUUAACUUUUAUCCCAAUGAUUUAUCGAGC